GCGGCGUCGGGCGGGAGCCUCGCCGCACGGCGCAGGCGGGCCGAGCCGUGCGGUGCCGGGGAGGAGCGCGGCAGCGCUCGUAGGAGCAGCCGGCGCCCGGCUGUCAGGAUGCGGCCGCAGAGGGGAGGGGAACGAGAGCGGCGGCGCCUACCCCCCGCGGAAAAGAGAAGUUAAAAAGCCAGCGCGAAUCCUCCGCCUUCCUUUCCCCGCCUGACUCCGAACCUCUGGCGACUCUCUCCACGUCCCACCCCCGCCCGCCCUGCCGGUGCCACCGCCCCGCCCGGGCCGCCGCCGGCGGGGCAGAACGUGGAGGGCAGCGGUGCGAGCCUGCCCCGCGGAACCGGGACGCCGGCGCUACCGGUAGGGGCGGGCGUUUGGGAGUCGGUGCCUGAGGCGCCGCGUCCCGCCGAGCCGCCCGUCUGAGAGGACUACGCCAGCUGCAUGGGAGGAGAUGAGCGUGGCGGGGAAACAGCCUCCUCCAGCACCGCUCGAGCGCCCCGGCAGCCUCCUCGUCCCCACCUGGACUAAAACUGGUAUUGCAUUGUUGUAUGAUGAAGUAUCUGAAAAUGCUUAUGACAUCCGACUGAAGCUUACGAAAGAGGUAUUAACAAUUCAAAAACAAGAUGUCGUCUGUGUUAGUGGAAGUGAUCACAGUGCAAAUCACAGAACUGUUACACUUCAUAGACAACCAGUUGGUGGCUUGGGCUUAAGCAUAAAGGGUGGUGCUGAGCACAAAGUGCCUGUCGUCAUAUCAAAAAUAUUUAAAGACCAAGCAGCUGACCAAACAGGAAUGUUAUUUAUAGGCGAUGCAAUAAUACAGGUUAAUGGUAUAAAUGUAGAAAGUGCUACCCAUGAAGAAGUGGUACACCUACUGCGAAAUGCUGGCGAUGAAGUUACCAUCACUGUUCAGUACCUCAGGGAUGCUCCAUCAUUUUUAAAGCUCCCAUUAGGUUCCCCUGGACCAUCCAGUGAUCACAGCAGUGGAGCUUCAUCACCUCUCUUUGACAGUGGCUUACAUUUAAAUGGAAACUCGACUAACACUGCUCCAUCAUCACCUUCUUCACCCAUAGCUAAUGAACCAAAAUAUGAGAAGCACUGGCUAGACACCUUAUCAGUUCCUCUGUCUAUGGCUCGGAUCUCGAGGUACAAAGCUGGAACAGAUAAAUUAAGAUCUAAUGCAUUUGAAGUGCUGGCACUCGAUGGAGUUAGUACUGGGAUACUUCAGUUUUAUACAGCCCAAGAGAGUGCUGACUGGCUGAGAGCAAUAUCAACUAACAUCAGUGAUUUGACACUUCAAAAUAUGAAAAUGGCAAAUAAAUGCUGUUCUCCAUCAGAUCAGGUCAUACAUAUGGGAUGGGUAAAUGAGAGACUUGAAGGAACUGAUUCAUCUCAGCUUUACAAAUACAAAUUUCUGGCACUGAAGGGUUCAUCCUUCUACAUUUUCAGCACUCCACCGGUAAGCACACUAGACUGGGUACGAGCUGAAAAAAUCUAUAACCUCUGUGAGGUUCUAUUUAAAAUUCACAAGCUCUGGCUUGCUGAUGAUUGCUGGCUACAAGCAAACUUAUAUUUAGGUAUUCAUCAGGACUUUGAGCUUGAAGACCAGAGGCCAUAUUGUUUCAGUGUUAUGGUUGGACAUGGCAAGAGUCAUUAUUUCAAUGUAGAGCUGGGCAGCGAGUUGGCAGUCUGGGAGAAAUCAUUCCAAAGAGCGAUUUUCCUGGAAGUUCAAAGGACAGGGUCUAAAACAUACAUGUGCAGUUGGCAAGGGGAUACUCUGUGUUUCACAGUCGACUUUGCUCUGGGAUUUACCUGUUUCGACAGUAAAACAAAGAAUGUUCUGUGGAGGUUUAAAUUCUCUCAGCUCAAAGGCUCUUCAGAUGAUGGGAAAACAAGAGUAAAGCUGCUUUUUCAAAAUCUGGACACCAAACAAAUUGAGACAAAGGAACUUGAAUUUCAGGAUCUGACGGCAGUUUUACACUGUAUUCACUCCUUUAUAGCAGCAAAAGUGGCAUCAGUGGAUCCACUAUUCAUAGACAGUCAGAGUAUUGCGAGAAAAUAUAUGUACAGUAACUGAUAUCAGAUUAUAUGUUGUGACUAUGGAAAACAAAUUAUUUUCUUAAAGAAAGUAGUUAUUUCAUGCACAAUAUUGCAACUUUGUGAUUUUAUAAGGAGUCUAUAGUUGUGUUAUCUGUAACAUUAAGAGUUUUCACAAUCUGUUAAACAUUUUGAAUCAAUAAGUUAAUUAAUAUUAACCCAAACUGAAUCAGUUUGUCAUCUUCAGCACUUAUCUAAAAUUCUAAGUGAAUAUUUAUUCAAUAAUAUUUGUGGUAUAAUUUUGAUUUCUGCUGUCAUGGUCAUACAUACUCCCUCUUAUUAGAUGGAAAUGUGGAGUAACAUUUGAAAAGUGUGUAUCCAACAUUUGACCUCUAGGUCUGUUUGAAAAAUGCUGGGCUCACAGACAAUUUCUACAGCCUUUGCUCUAGAAAAGAUCUAAUUACUGAAGACUACUGUAGGAAUUGAGCUUUUAUCUUGUUUCUAUAUGCUAGAAAAGUUAUAGUUCCAUGGUACAGUUCUUCUGAGGCCUGAGAGUUUUGGUCUGGCAAAACACUGAGUACUCUAUUUCAGACUGAGGAAAAGACUUAAGCACACACUUGACUCUAAGCAUAUUAAGUAGCCCCAGUGUAUGCACCAGGUAAUGUUAAGUAUGUGUUUAAAUAUCAUGGUAGAUCAACUGAAGAGCUUUAGUCUCUGCUGAAAAGCCUCAGUUUUAAAAAACUUGCCAUAGGGUUUUCUUAUCUAUUAAGGCUUCUAUGAAUCCUUUAUUGACUCAUAGAUUGCCUUGACGCUGUCCUUUGAUGUGUUGCUCUGCGUGGCUGAGAACAGCUUAUUUAAAGAACAGCUUUUGUUUGGAGGAGGAUGCUCCCACUAUAGGGUGAACAUAACAAAACAUAAAGACUUUUUUUUUUUUUUUCCUACAGCUCUAACCCUGACUUAUACACAAGUGAAGUGGGUUUUGUCCUUGCUAAGGAAAUAAUAUGGUUCUAUUUUUGACAUACUCCUAACAUUCCUUCUGAAAUCAUCUUCUGAUAUACACAGACAAUACUUCCUGCUAUGGAAAAAAACAUAUAAAAGGAAAACAUUUAAUCUUAGUGCAUAUUCCCUGUAAGUAAUACCAAAUAUUGCAGGUUUCUGUGAUAGAAGUCUCAGUUGUUCUCAAGUGCAGUUUUGAGGAAACAUCAGUCUUUUUUUUUUUUUUUUGAGAAAAUAAAGCAAUAAAAAAGUCAAGCAAGAAGAAUAACCUAGAUAAAAUGGAUAUGGAGCAAAUUAAUAUAAUCAUUUAGGUUGGAAAAGACCUUUAAGAUCAUAGAACCAUAGAAUGUCCUGAGUUGGAAGGGACCCACAAGGAUCAUUGAGUCCAACUCCUGUCCCUGCAUAUGACAACCCCACAGUUCACACCAUGUGUCUGAGGGUGUUUUCCAGUCUCUUCUUGAACAGUGUCAGGUUUGGGGCUGUGACACCUCCAUGGGGAGCCGGUUCCAGUGCUCCAGCACCCUCUGGGUGAAGAAACCUUUCCUAAUGUUCAACCAUUGCGUCAAAGUCCUCCCUAAAUGUUAGGAGUCUAGUAAAGUGUUCUGCUAAAAUAAAAGCCUGAAGUUACUGUAUCCCAAGGAAAAGAGGUAGGUGCCAUUAAAAGCUCUCAGUUGAGGAGUGGGUUUACAUAACUUCAGUGCUUAAACUUAGAGAAAUUCCCCCCCUCAGGUACUAAGGUAGGUAGCUGUCUUGGCAGACUGCAAUGGGGCCUCAGGCACUUACUUUAAAUGGGUGAUUAUCUAUCCACCUAAAGCCUAGGCACAAGUGCCUAAAGUAGGUGAUUUGAUCCUACCAUAAGGACUACCUGUUGCCAAGUGUUAUCCACAGAGAAAUUAACUUUAAAAGUAGAGACUCUGCAAUUCCAGUGUUGUUUGUGGUUCUAAUGUUUGCAAGGAAGCAUAGUAGGAGUGCUAACUCCUGUUUAAAACAAUAGUUAGCAAAAUUAAGAAAUAUUUUUAUUAAUUGUAAAUAAAUAUUUAUAGGCAUUAUAGUAUUUUUUUAAAGAAUAUUAUUUCCAUUUUAUAUUACAUUUUAAAAAGAAAAGAAGUCUUUCUUCAACAUGCUUUUGCUCAAAAUGUUUCAUUUAAUUUUCAGCUUUCCAUUUUAUUUUCAGCUCUUCUUAUUUACUGAGAUUUUGACAUUCAAAAAAUUAAAGCAUAAAAUUAGAAUAGCUUUCUUACAAUCAGUUCUCUGUUAUUAACAGUUAUUAACAGUGACAGAGUGUCUGUAUGAUAGAGAAUAAUGGAAUUCCUUCACUUUUGUUUUUCUGCUGUUUUUUCAAAUAUGAAGAAGUUUAACACUGAUGUGGAAUGGUAGAAAACUGUACCAGCCAGUACUGAACUGAUAAUCCAGUCAGGCCUCUAGACUUAACAUUUUAAGAAUCAUGUGAUUAAAAACACAGCCUAUCUCCCCAAAUACUGUAAAUAAAAACUUAAAGCAAAUUAAGCUUAGUUUAUUAAAAAAAAUCUUCCGUUUCUACCAAAAAAGUUCUGCAAUUCAAAACCAGCUUUUUUUUUUUUUUUUUUUCAAGAGAAGCUGGAUAUUGCACAUUUUCAUUAGCCACCUUCAGAUAUGUCCAAAUCACACUCAAGGAAUAUUAGAGAAAAAUUUCUUAUGAAUUCACCCUCUGGAUUUUAGGGUUGUUAAUUCUUCAAACAUAUUUUAAAUGAGAAACCUUCAGAUUCUUGUUAGCUCACUUGCUUUUUGCUUCCUUUCACAUUCUGCAAUAAUCUCAAAGUGAGGAUUAAAGGACAGUCUUCUGGGGAAGCUCCCAGAGCCUGGGAAAAGCUUAACAGACUGCUGGUUACUCAGCCAUUGUAUAGGUUAUAUAUGACUAUCAUAGCACCUUGCAUUUUUUUGUAAUUCUCUUAAUAGAGUCACAUAUGCCUCAUGUGAAAAUGUUGUGCGUCCAAUUUGUUUGGUUGCUUAUGUUCAUUUCUUACAUUUUUUUAUUGUCAGAAAAGUGUAUUGUUUUAUUAUUGUCUUCAGAGUGUGUGUCAUAUAACUUGUAUAUAUUUUUCCUAUUUAAAGAUCUUUCUUGAGUAUUUACACAAUUUUUCAGUUCAAUAAAGACCUCGGAAUAGUAGGAUUCACAAACCUAAAUAGAUCUGCUGCUAGGUAGAUACCUUCCACAGACACCCCUCAGGAAUUCCACCCUGAGGCAGAGGACAGAUGCUUCAUGGUGACUGGACAGCUAGAAUGUCAAAUAUUUAAUUGCCAAUCACAACAGAAAACAAAAUUUAAUAUGCUUUGUUACAUACUUGGGAUAUAUUAAAGUUUAGUCUUAGUAUCUCAUUAUUCAUUAGUGGAUAAUUUUCCUUUUUUUUUUUUUUCCCUAGGGUGACAAAGUGGUACCAGAAUUGAAUAAGGGGUAGGAGGAGAGAGGCAUUUCCUACAGCAGAACUACAAAUAGCAGGCUGAGGAAAGAAGCAUAAAAACAUAGGGCUAGAAAAUUGUGCACCAUCACAAAAUCAAUAUAGCCACUCAUGACUAGAAACACAAUAAAAAUGGGAUAAUUUCUAUAUGUCCAGAUCAUCUUUAUGUCUUUUAACUUGGUUAAAAGGCUAAAAAUAAUCCCAUUUGCAAACAUGAUUUAGAGCAAGUAGGAAGUACCAUUGAUUUAAAUCAGAGCAAGGGUCAUCAGCAACCUAUAAAUUAAGGAGUGGAACAGCAUGGGCUUGAGCACUGAAACUGAAUCAUACUAUUGAUUUAUUAAAAUAGUUUCUGGCAUUCUUUGCUCUACAGUCAUUAAAAUCUGCAGAAAAAGUCCUGUGCACAGUCAUAAGCUACAGUCAGGUCAGGUCUGUUUCCAGUGAGUGGCUUGGUUAUGCUUCCCUCUUUAAAACGCCAGAGGGUUUAAUAUAGGGGAUGUGGCCAGAACCUGCCAGAUGUCCUCAGGGAUAGAAAACAGGCCAUGACAAUUUUAGUUGCAAACUUAGAUGUUGCCAGAGAGUCACACUGACUUUGGUGGAGGCAGGACCUCAGCUGUUGUAUCUGGCCUUUAUUAUUUAAUUUUUAUUUUUGCUUAUAGUCAUAAAGCAUAAUAUUGAGGCUGUGCUGAUCCAAAGCUCAAGCUCUGGAAACCUGACUUAAUUCUUUUCUCACUAUGGUCUUAGAAAAAGAAAAAGUAUUUAAAAGUGAUUUCCACCCUUGUGUCAGUGCACCUGAAGCUUAAACGAGAAUUUUUUGAGGCGAAGGGCUAAGCUCUGACAAACUUUGCAACUGUAAUUCUGAAAUCCUGCCUUAUAUCUGUUCUCCAUUAAUUUGUAAGUAACUUCAGACAGGUCAUGCCUUUUCCACAAAACCUUUAAUGUGAAGUCUGGUCUUUGUAGUGCCAUAAGCAGUGUUUUAAAAUGCCUGAAUUUCUUUUCAAGUACAUUUACAUAACUGCUUCUACUAAAAUACUGUCAGUAUUUUAUAACACCUCCCCACAUGCCUGAAUAUCUCCUCUAUCACAGCGUUUGAAGUGGGGUGUGUGCAAUGGCAAUACAAUUUUUCUAUUUUUGUUGACUGCUGUGGUUGAUUUUUGGUUUAAUAUAGUUUGUCCAUGUCCUUCAUGAAGCUUUUGAGGGCAGAGAAGCUGAAUGUUAGAAAGGAAACCCUUUCCUCCAUGCUCUCAUGACAGGCAAAGAGAAGUCAUUGAUGAUUUCUUUUCCUCUUUGCAAUGCAUGAAAACUGUACUAAAACACUGCAAAAAUGAAAGCAGAAGAGGGAUGGACAGAGUGUGCAAUCUUAAAAUGCUCAUUUCUUAGGCAUGCAAGAAAGAAGUGCCUAUCAUUCUGAAGUUUCAUAGAGAAACUCUUCUUUCGAUGUGGUUCUCUUACUUUGCUGUUCAUCAAGUUACAGCUGCUGAAUAGGAAAAAUAUUUCAAAGAAAAUAAUGAAAAAUGCAUCAUCUAAUUGUGUAUUUUGUUUCUUAACCUUUGAUUCAAAAAUGUUUAGGUACUUUUGUGUUCAAGCAUGUAGAGAAGAGAUUAUCCUAUGUGAAGUAAAAGACCUUGUAGUAAGUUUAUUAGAAAGUACAAAAGGGAUUUGUGUAGCAUGCAAGAUGAAAUUGAAGAUGUAUUCUAAUCUAGUUCAACUAGAAAAAUUUUGCAAGUAAAAUCUUUUCAUUAAAUUUGAAGUUAUUAAAUUCCAUGGACUUGAGCCAAAAUCCACUGCUGUUGUAGGUCUUAGUGACUUAAACAGGACUUAACAUGAAAAAAUACAAAAAGAUACACAACUUCAAAUACUCUACAGGAAAAGAAAAAUGUUUUUCUAAUAUCCCCUUGGUGCACAGCUGCCUACAUUGUCAGUAAAAGGAUUCACUCCUACAGAAAAAAAAUUGCUGACUUUUCAGUAAGGAAUCAAACUCAAACUAUUUGGACUGAAAGCUGUAAUCUUUGUAUUUGAAAAGGCUGCCGUGGUGCCCUGUAAGAGCUGCAGUUAUGCAGGUUUUCAGAGCUCUAGUGUAGAUGUAUCACAGAUGCUUUUCUUCUGUGCAAAAUUUGAUCUGUUAUACAAGUCUACGCUACAUCAGGAGCUACCAGGGGCAGAAGUGUCUCAGCUGCACAGAUCUGCAGAAUUACCAGACAGCCAAGAAGGGUAGGGAGGUUAAAUGUAAAAACUUUAUUUUUCUUUCCUGGUUGCAAAUUAUUCUUGGAAUAUUAUUUCUGUUAUAAAUUUCUAGGCUAGGUAGCUGCCAGGUUUUUACAUAUCUCUAAAUCCUCAGAUGUCAUGGAAACAUCCUGUUUGAUGCUUAUUAAUGAAUUAAUGUGAAAAUCAGGCAUAUAGUCUGUGUUUAUCAGCUGGUCUGAACUCUCUAACUGGUGCAAAGAGACUGGCAGUUCCAGGGAGUGCUUUACUCCCUCCUGCACUAGAUGCCUAAAACCAGGGAAUUGAAUCAUGUUCUGAAGCAUCAGUUAUCUUUCUGCAUCAAGCAGCCAGGGUUUUCCUAUGCUAUAACAUGCUUUUUUUUGACAGCUCAAUUUCACAUAGAUAGCCUUAGUGUCAGAUUCAUACACUAAUACAAUAAAAAGUAGCAAUCAUGAGGCAUGUUGGAGGAUUGUGAGAAAAAAUUAAAACAAUCCUGAAGUGAAUGGGGUGAAUCAGAAGUUUGUCAUCCCCUUAAACAGGCAGAGGCGGGGGAAGUCUAUUUUUCCAGCAAGCAGUUACUACUAUUUCUAAAAUGAGGCAGUAGAAAAUGUAUUUGUUUGUAGAUGGGUUCUGUGUCCUAAGGGAUACACUGACUCUUGGAACAUCAAGCUACUCAUGAAAAAAAUAUUAGAGAAUUUCCACUGUGUCUUUAAGCACUUUGUUCAAUUAACAUUCAGAACCGAGCUAAAUUACUGCCCUUUAGUAUACCCUAUAACAUCAAUAAGCAGAGUACAUAAUCAGCUCACUGUUUUCUCUUUGCACAGAAGCUGGACAAAUAUUCCCCAGCUGAGUUGAUAUGAGUAUUUAAUUGGUUUUAAGGGUAAGACUUUCCUGUGUUUUAAAGCAGAAAUACUUUACUGAACCAAUGUGUUUAGUCAGAUUAUUUUAUUGUUGGAUAAAACUAGAAAAAAAAUCCUGUUCCUUAAAUGUUUCUCACCAGGACUUGGAGACAUGCCAUGAUUUGCAUUUGUCUUGUACUCUAGCUAUGUUCAAUAUUAUGAAGAAUUUUCAGAGUAAAGGUAGCAGUUUUCCCCAUCUGCCUGCUACCAAAAGCACAGUGGCUUCCACAAAAGCCACAGCACUUACUAUAUAGUAGCACAUAAUGCACUUGCUGUACAAGAUAUACUAAUGCUUUUGUACAAUGCAAAUGGGGAAAUAUAUGUGAUCAGAGAGAAGCAGAAAACUUAGUAACAUGGAAACAGCUGCAGGGUUGAAUGUCAAAGGCAUUUCUGGGCUUCAGUUUUUUGUGACAGUCAAUGAUAUUUUUAUCAGCAUUUUUAGCAUUAUUACAGAUUUAUUUCUCCCCAUCACCAGGAUAUUCAUAGCAAGAUUAAAAAAAUGAGUUAAAUUCAUAACCAAGCUUGUAUUUAAUUUGCCUCAAAAUACUCUUAAAAGUUCUUUAGUUUCAUUACAAUCUUUUCCAUCCUAACUCUAGAAAGCCAAGUACUUCUAAUGCCUUUUGUUGCCACAUUAACCAUUUUUAUUCCCUCAAUAUUUUUUUAAUUUCUUUUUAAUCUCUUAAAAAGUUUCUCACACAGUUUUUAUGUCCUGUGGAGAAAGAUCUACAAUUGCAAUCAGGAAAUCACACCACAAAUCUUAGCUUUUGAAUGCUCAUAUGAGAAGGAUGUAAACAAGGUUUCUCUGCUUUAUCAUUAAGAUCUUUUCCUGAUUUUCCUCCUGGAAAAACUUACAUCAUACUUCAUUUUUGUCUAGUGUAUUCUAGCAGGCACAGCAGUGCGGUACAUCUUUCCCCUUGCUAAUUAGUGUACGUCCCUCAACAACAGAUGCCUUCUCAGCAGCAGUAAAUCCAUUUAUAUGGCAUGCUCUCUUAUGAUUUUACUUCAUCUAACUAAGAGACAUGUAAGCAUCCUGGGUUUUUACACUUUCUGUAUCUAAAUAGCUUUGCUAACCAAAAUCCACUGGUUCUUUGCACUCAGAAUUGCUUAGUUCCUUUGCCUUCAAAUGAAAUGUGCUCCUAGUUUGACAUGACUGAUAUUUUAUUUCCUAAUAUCACAGAAUCACAGAAUCACAGAAUCGACUGGGUUGGAAAAGACCUCAGAGAUCAUCAAGUCCAACCCUUGGUCCAACUCUAGUCCAUUUACUAGAUCAUGGCACUAAGUGCCAUGUCCAAUCUCAAUUUAAAAACCUCCAGGUACAGCGAGUCCACCACCUCCCUGGGCAGACCAUUCCAAUGCCUGACCACUCUCUCUGUAAACAAUUUCUUUCUAAUAUCCAGCCUAAAUUUCCCCUGGCAGAGUUUAAGCCCAUGCCCCCUUGUCCUAUUGCUGACUGCCUGGGAGAAGAGACCAAUCCCCACCGGGCUAUAACUUCCCUUCAGGUAGUUAUAGAGAGUGAUGAGGUCACCUCUAAGCCUCCUCUUUUCUAGACUAAACAACCCCAGCUCCCUCAGCCUCUCCCCAUAGGUCUUAUGUUCAAGUCCCUUCAGCAGUCGUGUUGCCCUUCUCUGGACCCGCUCCAGCACUUCAAUAUAUAGGCAAGUAGGCAAGGUAUAGGUGUUUUUAUUGUUUUUUUUUAAUGUUCUUUUAAUAAGCACGGUAUUUUCUCUACCAUCCACAGCUGCACAACUUUACCAACAGUGCUUGCAAAAUAUUUUGUCUGAAAGUGCCUGUAUGUUAAACCGUGUAUAAUAGGGGGUCCCAUUUUUCCUUAAUGCUUGCUAAUCAAUUGCUUCAAUUUUGUUGGUGCAUCUUCUUAUGUGAUAACAUGACCCUUUGAUUUGUCACGCCACUUCACAUUUUUUUCAAGCUCAUUUUUCUGAAAGAUUAUAUGUUGUGUUCGUUUGUUGUAGCUCUUUCAAAAAAAACAAUCAACCUUUGUUCAUUUAUAAUAACAUUCUCAUAUCUUGGUCUGAAAAAACACAACUGUCUUAAAACAAAAAAAUCUGUGUAGUUGUUCUCAAACAAUUUGCCUCAUUGAUAUUAUUUUUAUUUCUCCCUUCUUUGACAAAAAAAAAAAAAAAGAGAAGAAAUUUAAGAUUUGGAAUUUUUAGUGCUCUUUUCCAUCCCACUCUUCUUUUUCCCACAUUCCUUCCUUUUUUUUAAAUUUGACAUUCAAAGUAGACCAAACAUUUUCUAGAAAACAAACUGGACAAAUUAUGUCUCUGUGACAUGAAAAUUUUCCCUCCAAAAUCAAAUAUUAGGACUUCGAAUUGUAUGAAGAAAAAAAAAAAUAAUUACAUAGGGCAGGUCAAUGUUCACUGUUCUUCAACACCACGGAGUUUGGGAACUGCCAGAACUGGCAAUCUAUGUACUUUCAUUAUUUUGAACUCCAAAUAAAAUUGAAACCAAGGGAAUGGGCAUUUCAUUAAAUAUUGCAAAAACUAGCAGCAUUUUUAUAGCAUAAGGAACAGAGAAUAUCCCAGUAUCAGACACGUAGUUUUAUUGUAUUAAGGUGUUAUCUGAGCCAUAAGAACUACCAUUUUCUGCCUGACUAAGAUGUGCAUAACCUAGAAAAUCCAGGGACCAGUAUCAAAUACUUUGGAAGGAGUUUCCCAGAUUAUUCAGCUUUUCAAAAAAUCUCAUGUAUAGAGGGACCUCUUAUCCCCAUCAUUUUAAAGCACCAUAUACCAGAUUUCUAAAAGCUGACCUUGAGCACCUGACAGUACAACACAACACUAUUCACCCUGUGCUAUUUGCGUUCUGUUUGCAGACUGCCUGUAGGAUUUGCCAUCAAAGAGCAACCUCCAGCUUACAAAAAGUAACAGGAUGAUGUAUUUAAAACACCGACCAAAAGGAUACAUAGCUAGGAAUCAGGGUAAGGUGUGGAUGAAACUGUAGUUCCUCUGUGAACUGUGGUUAGUGACAACAUCCCAGACCAGACUCUGGGCUGUUAAACAUCCCUAGAGGUUCAUUCCGAGGCAGCUGGGGAGGCAGAUCCAUAAUCAGCUCCCCCGUGGCUACGAGCAGACCCUGCAAUGGGGAAAAGAUCUCGCUAUUGUAGUGUUAGUUGUGAUUAUUUAGACUCCCCCAAAAGGACCUAAUAUUUAAAAUUGCUAAAUAUGCAACUCACUACAGGCACUCACUUUGAAUUCUUAGACCUUUGCAGUUGUUUACUCAGCGUGUUUCAUUUAAUAUCUGCAGCAGGCUGGGAGUGUGCGUACAAAUGAUUGCUGUGCCUCGGCUGCUGAGUACAAGUCAUUAAGCCCUAAUAGCUUGGUUACCUGUAGUUGUUUAUCUGUGAAGCUAUCUUUUGACUUUUCAGGUCAAAUAGCUUAGCCCCACUAGAAAUGUGCUUCAGUGUUGGGUUUGAAACAAAAUUAAGUAUAUAGAAAAAUUUCUGCAAAAUUUUCUAAAUGUGGCACGAGCAAGCAGAAGUAUUUACAUUAUGAGCAGAAGAAGAAGUAAGCAAGCAAAUGUGAUGAACUUGAAAAGUCUAUUAAAAGCUACCUUUGUUUUCUUAAAUUCUAAUAAUUUCAAAUCAUAUCAAACUAAGCCAUUUAUUUUUUACUCACAGCAGCAUACUUAUGCAGAGUAGGAAAGUCAGACUUUAAAUUGUAAUGCUGUAGCAUUUUCAAAUGUGAGAGGUCAUUCAGAGCAUCUGCCGGUUCGUUGCAUCAUUGCUUAAUGUUUCUCUCUUUAAAUUCAUGCCUAAUUCCUCUGGGACCUUAUCCAGAGCCAUCACCAUGCCUGCUCCUGGAGGCCUUAAAUCCUACGCAUUCCCUAUGCCAUGUCAGAAAGCAAAAUUCACCGUUUCUUACAUGCAUUUUGUCUCAUUCUUGUUUGAGUGAGGAAUGGUUUUAUAUUCAGACCCUGAAGAGAAAUGCUCUUAUUCCUUGAAUUAAAAAUGAAACAAAAUGGGGAAAAUAUUCUGAAAAUCUAUCUUCAGUAGGAAAAAAACACCUUUUAUUUAGCACAGAUUUCCUAAAUAUUUUCUAUGCACCCCAAGCCUCUGUUUGCUAAACACAAUUACAAGCAGUUUACAUCAGCAAGGUGCCAGCAAACAAGCGUGGCCUCAGCCCCGUCCUACACGCAUAUAGUCAUUUCACCAGCCAGCAGCAAAACGUGUUCAGCAGACUGCUGUGUCCCUGUUCUCUGUCAUAAAAUGAAUCACUGGUAAAUACCAUUCUGGCAAAAUUCAGUGCGGAACAGGAAACUUGAUGUCACUGUAAUAGCUUUAAAGGGCAAAUUCAAUUGUCCCUGUGCAAAUAUAAGUAGUGGAAGGCUGAGCUUGAGUUGAACAGAAAAUUACAUGAUUAACAGAUAAUUUAAAGUGGAAAAGGCACAGUGACUUAUUCGAUGACUUUCUGUAGCACAAACAAGGUUGCCAAGGGGCAGAAAUAUUGUUGACAAUAGAAGCAACGUUAAAGGUAAGCAUAGACCUUCUGAAGACCUUCUGUUAUAUUUUUCUAUAGCAUCUAAUUCCUGAAGGCAUGCAGUAAAACUUUGAGUUACUAACAUAUUACAGUACUGCUGGAGACGUAGAGCAAGACGAGAAAGGGAGACCAGGAGCUGUAUUUAAAUCUCUGAAACAAAGGUAUGAUUCUCAAGUGCUAGAAGGUAAAGGAGGAUGAGUCUUAUUAGGGAAGCACAUAUUAAUUUAAUUUUUUUUCUUUUACAUUUUUUUGGUUGCCUAUACUUUUGUUUUGACUUUUUUUUCCUGGUUAAACUGAUCUGCCUCCACAAACAAAACUUUUUUCUGAUACCCUGGCAUGAGUUAUAUACUGAAUUUGGAAGUGUGCUUACUGGGAUGAAUUAACAAAGUAGAUUUCUGUGCAUCCCAGCACAACUGUUGUACAUCUGGCAAUUCUGCCCAUCCAGCAAUUGAUCUGCCUAAACCGAGACAGCAGAGACUUGAGGCUCUGGGAUCCAGCACUGAGGGAAUUCUCAGCCUAUCAGAUUUCCUGCUAUCAUGCUUCAUUUUAGAAAAUAGGCUCUAGAUUAUAAAGAUGUUUCUGGGUUUUUCCAUUUUAAUGAGAGCAGAACUUUCAGGCUGCUCAGCCAGACAUGGAGAAGUAUCCAAUUCUCACUAAAAAUUCCAGCACUGCAGAACAGGCCAUAAACUAAUUUGCUGUCAGGAAGUACUGAAAAUGACGUGUCUUAUUCUCCUCUCUUUAUCUUAUGUUCCCUCUUUAUCUGGAAGAAGACUUCCAGAGUGAAACAUCUUGGGUCAAUUCACUGCCUAAAAUUUGUGCAGUUAUCUCUUGUUCACCACGUAGAGGCAGAAAAUGGGCUAAGUUGAAGUUCAUAAUGAGAAAUGAGUGUACUUCAUCUGAAAUGACUUACCAUUUGGUUUCAAACAUUUAAUAUUUACGUGCUCAAUUUUUUGUGAAAAAAAAAAAAAAACAACAACAAUAUUCACAAUACCAACAUGAUCACAGCCAGAAAGAUAAAACUUCAGUAAAACCAUCUUGUAAAUGAGAUAUAAAUGCACUCCCAAGGCUCUUAUCUGUAGACCACAAAAUUUUGCAAAAACAUACAUGUAUGGGCUAACUUAUAUAUGGGGUAACUUAUUUGUGUUGGGUCCCUUUACUUCAUGCCAUAGCUGCAUACAAUGUUUGAAAUAAGGAGCAGGACUGCACACUCUGCUCUAUAAACAGUCAGUUAGACCACUGAUACUUAGAAGUAAUUUUAAAUAUUAAUUCAGAGAUGGGAAAGAAAAUGAUAUUUAAAAUGUAGAAGCACUCUCUCAAAUGAAAAAGUUGGGAUGUGAGCAGAAAAAAAUGCAAACUAAUGAGCUCCACUGGACAGGCUGCAGCCAGGUGUUGGGAAUAUGCUGAGCGUGUCUGGAGAAGCUGUUGUACAGACCAGAGUGGGCAGCGGACACAAUUACAAAUGUGCAGAGCAGGAAAGGAGAAUUGUGCAACAAUGCUUUACAUAGCAUGAGCAGACGUACCACUCAAUUAUUAAGUAAUGGUGGCCCUAUAAAAGAAACUGAAAUAUUUUGUGGUUUGGAGUUUGUUUGUUUGUUUGUUUGUUUUUGUGCUAGUGAGUGAUUUUGCUUUAUGUGUGUGUAUCUCUUGAAGCAUGUAAAUGUAUAUCCUUGGGUUGUUGAGGUUUUUUUCAUAUCUGGUCUACUGCCUCUAUUCAUUCCCCCCAGAAACCAAACAUUCCGUUCUGUUAAUCAAUUUAUUCAAAAUUUCUUAUUUCCAAAACAUAUUUUAGAGUUCUGAAAUCUCUCAAAGACAGAAGGAAAUAGGACUUUAGCUCACCGUAUUACAAUACAAAAUGUCAAUUAUUUCAGGUUUUUUCUUUGAAAUGACACCAUCUGGUGUACAUAAGUGAUUAAUUAGUUAUGUUUAUUGCAUUAUCUUUAUUCCAUUUAAUUAAAAAAAUGAGUAUUUGUUGUAUAAGCCAUGAUUAAGAAAAAAAAAAAAUAGAUGCUGAAAUCUGUUUUUCCCUUUAUAUGUAUUGGAAAAUCCAAGAAAAUUAAUGAAAUGUUAUGCAAUAAGAUUGGGGCUUUUAAUUUUAAUUCAAGUAUUUUGGCAUCUUUCUUAAUAUAUUAGUUAAAUACUAGUCCUGUUUCAACAGAAACAUGAGUAAUGACUUAGGCUGUUAAAGAUAACAUUCCAUAUAUAACUUAUGAUUUCAAAUUAAGAGGAUUUAAAGUUCUCAGAAUGUACUCAGGUUUCAUGUAUCUGAGAAAAAAAUUGAGACAUUAUUCUUUGUGAAAGUGGUAAGUAGAAACAAGGGAAAGCUAACUGACUUCUCCAUGUUUGACAAAAGUCAUUGUUGUGUCCUUGACAGUUGUAUUAAUAGCAUUCCCACGUGUACUUUUAUAUCAAAAUUUGCAGGAAUUUCUAUCUCAAAUACCACAAUAAAUUUGUCCACAAACACCGUCAUUAACAGAGCUAGACACGACAGCUCUGGGAAUAUCCAUCCCAAAUGACGAGUUUGAAAUUUGCAACCAUUGCAUCUCCUCCCACACAUCAUGUGAUCUUGUUUGCAAAGUAAAAGGCAAUGUAGACUUAUUGGUGAAAACUUGAAAAAGUAUAUUAUGGAAGUGAAGUGUGGCAGUUUUUCAUGAAAUUAGUGCUUUUGUCCGGUGUGUGAAUGUCACCAACAAUGAUGUCUACAGUUGGUUCACAUUCCGAUCAACAACCCACAAUAGAACACAAGACUGAUUGCUGCCUACAAUUGUUCAUUAGGAAAAGAGUAUAUUUCAGGUAUUCUUUUUAAUGACUUAUUUUUCUCACCCAAAGAAGAAAAAUACAUGAAUAUCCAGUAGACACAUAAUACGAGAUUUUUUUAAACCUUUUCCAGACUGAUGCCUUUGAAAGUCAAUGGGCAUCCGUGGAAUUCCCUUAAGAAUGCAGAGAUUCUAGGACUAAAUCAUCACUGGUGACAUUAACACUCAAGUUUUCCCCUCAAAUUGCCUUUUUUUCUUUUUUCUACCUUGGAAAUCUUUCUUUGUUGAAAGGGAAAGAUCAUAUUUUCCUCAGUAAUUGACAUAAAUUUUGAAGUAUUUAAUAUAUUGAAGUCUCUGGCACAGGAAGAAAAAUCAAAGUGAGCUACCCUAGGUAAUUACCACAAGAUAUGAAGUUUUAAAGCUUUGCACAAGAUAAACUCAGAGGUUCUUUUUUAAGAAGAAAAACAUUUUAAUUAAUAUACUCUAUCGUGACCAAUAACUAUUUCUUAUUAAAUAUUUCCUGACAGUCCACUAACUCUGUCCUAAAAUUGCUUUACAAUUUUCAGCAGAUCAUAACAGACAUAAACCUAAAGAGAUAUCAGAGUUCUAUACAGACACUUAGAGGCUGUUUGAAUGUUCAUCUUGUCCACGUGGCAAUUAAAUGUUUAUUGAUUUUCAACAAGUUUUUGCAUAUCGCAAGUUUCGGUCCCUUUUAUUGGAAGGUUUUAUUGAGGGCCAAAAUAUUGGGCGCAAAAAUGAUGCAGUAAAUGUGAUCGUCCUAAUGUAGGGAACUACUUACAGGUGAUCCCCUAAUUAACAAAAAAAGAAAAAUUAAUACUAUUUUAUCUAUUCGUAAUGUUUCACAUCUAAAUGAUAUCGAUUGUAUAUUUUGUUAUACAUUUUAUGUAUUUCAGUUGGCAAAUUAAAAAAGGAAUUUGAAAUGCAGUAAUUUUUGUGUGUGUAGCUUUGCUUUUAUUCUUUUCUUUUUUUUUUUCUAAAUUGGAAAUGCAGCCUUGCAACAUGUGCAUGAUUGUAGAUUUACAUAGUGUAAAAGUACUGUAAUUUGAUCUGUUCAGUUCAGGAAUAAAAAAUUGAUUUAAUAAGUAGUAAAGGUUAAACUAGGAAGUAAUAUAAAGGCAGAGUGUAUAUAUUUUGCACUUUUAAAUAACCUUUUAUAACAAGAGAAACUAUUAUCGUACAGUAUACUGUAAUUCCACUUUCUCGUGAUACUCUUGCUAUUGUCACAGUGUUGUCUUUACAUCUGGAUACGAAUAGUUUGUAUAUGUACACAUUUGCAAAGUGAUUUCUAUAAUGGAGUAUGUGUUCCCUGUCACUGUUAUUAACAUCCAACUGGAAAAAUAUUCACCAAUUAUUUUUUUUAUAAAUUAUGAAUGUACAGUGUAAAUUAGUAAAUCAAAUAUUGUAGCAAUGAAGAGAUGCACUUUAAAAAUGUAAAAGUGGUUAUCUCCAAGAGUGUUAUUUUGUAUAGAUGUUUUUGAAUAAAUUAUUUAUUGCUCA
This is a messenger RNA of Columba livia (rock pigeon), 17327 nucleotides long. It is a transcript of the gene SNTG2, whose product is annotated as syntrophin gamma 2. The record is from RefSeq and is a predicted model, not a curated record. The transcript is spliced from 17 exons. Gene Ontology annotation, molecular function: structural molecule activity; protein binding. Gene Ontology annotation, cellular component: dystrophin-associated glycoprotein complex; intracellular anatomical structure. Lineage: Eukaryota; Metazoa; Chordata; Aves; Columbiformes; Columbidae. The coding region runs from base 452 to 2074 and encodes 540 amino acids.